This is a messenger RNA of Galeopterus variegatus (Sunda flying lemur), 645 nucleotides long. RefSeq names its product annexin A1-like. Gene Ontology annotation, cellular component: plasma membrane; cytoplasm. Gene Ontology annotation, biological process: response to X-ray; myoblast migration involved in skeletal muscle regeneration; positive regulation of prostaglandin biosynthetic process. Gene Ontology annotation, molecular function: cadherin binding involved in cell-cell adhesion; calcium-dependent phospholipid binding; calcium ion binding. The record is from RefSeq and is a predicted model, not a curated record. Lineage: Eukaryota; Metazoa; Chordata; Mammalia; Dermoptera; Cynocephalidae.
AUGUCUCCCACCAGCCGCCUCUGGGAAGGCCAUGCCGUUCCCAGCACAGACAGACCUGCUGGAGGUGGCCUGUCCCUAGGGAGGCCGCACCCAGAGGCAGUGGCGCCCCCUGCCGCAGCCCCAGGCCGUUCGCUGCUGCACAGGCAGGAGCCACAGGGGCCCUGCAGCAGGAAACGUACGAAGCCGAUGCCACCGCUCCUGCCCCUACUGGGGAGUCCAGAUGAGCUGCCUCCACUGCCUAAGGUUCCCCAUAGAGCGGCCAAGAACGAAGUAAGCCACGUGAUUACAUGUUACAGAAGAGCUCUAAUGGGAUUGUUUUUUCAGGGUGACUGAUGUGAGGAUCUUGGUAAUGAAGACUUGGCUGAUACAGACGCCAAGGGUGAGCAAGCAGCUUUAUAUGAAGCAGGAGAAAGGAGAAAGGGGACAGAUGUGAACGUGUUCACUACUACCCUCCCCACCAGAAGCUAUCCCCAUCUUCACAGAGUGUUUCAGAAAUACACCACGUACAGUCAGAACAACAUGAACACAGUUCUAUACCUGGAGCUGAAAGGUGACAUUGAGAAAUGCCUCACAGCCAUCGUAAAAUGUGCCACAAGCAAACGAGCUUUCUUUGCUGAGAAGUAUGAUUGUAAAGUGGGCUUGUAA